This is a messenger RNA of Protopterus annectens (West African lungfish), 2913 nucleotides long. RefSeq names its product inter-alpha-trypsin inhibitor heavy chain H3-like. Gene Ontology annotation, molecular function: serine-type endopeptidase inhibitor activity. Bases 20 to 2773 code for a protein of 917 amino acids. Lineage: Eukaryota; Metazoa; Chordata; Ceratodontiformes; Protopteridae. The transcript is spliced from 23 exons. The record is from RefSeq and is a predicted model, not a curated record. Gene Ontology annotation, biological process: hyaluronan metabolic process.
GUGUCAUUGCUCUUUCAACAUGGGUCGCCUUCUAUCUUUUCUACUCCUUUUUUAUGUCUCUGUGCAGCUAUCCAAGGGCUUUGUGAUAACAGAAUCAGAGGAUGCAGCAGAAAAGAGACUUCUAAAGAAGAGAAGCACAGAUAGUGAGGCUGUCCCUGAUAUAGAAAUUUACAGCCUCCAAAUUGACUGCACAGUGACAUCACGAUUUGCACACAAUGUAAUAACCAGCAGAGUAGCUAAUCGUGCUAAUGUCUCCAAAGAAGUGACGUUUGAUGUGGAACUGCCAAAGACCGCAUUCAUCACCAACUUUAACAUGAUUAUAGAUGGAGUGACGUAUGCCGGAGUUGUGAAAGAAAAAGAAGUCGCUCAGAAACAAUACCAACAGGCAGUGUCCCGUGGGCAAACCGCUGGCUUAGUCAAAGCAACAGCCGAAAGAAAAGUGGAAAAAUUCACAGUGUCGGUUAACAUUGCAGCUGCCAGCAAAAUCACUUUUGAAUUGAUUUAUGAAGAGCUUCUUCAGAGAAAUGUUGGGAAAUAUGAACUUUUUAUCAGAGUGAAGCCAAAACAGCUGGUCAAGCAUUUCCAGAUCGAAGCCCAUAUUUUUGAACCACAAGGCAUCCGCUUUUUAAAUGCAGAGGGAACAUUCAUAACAAAUGAGUUAACUGACACAGUACAGACAUCUUUUUCUGGACCCAAGGGGCAUGUGAGGUUCAAACCCACAUUUGAUCAGCAGCGCAGCUGCCCAGACUGCCAGCAGACUAUCCUGGAUGGAGAUUUUCUGAUAACCUAUGAUGUUGAGAGGGUACACAGUGCAGGCGAGCUGCAGAUUGUCAAUGGAUACUUUGUACACUUCUUUGCUCCUGAAAACCUACCACGAGUACCUAAGAAUGUUAUAUUUGUGGUUGAUGUCAGUGGCUCAAUGCGGGGGACUAAAAUAGCUCAGACAAGAGAAGCACUUACUAAGAUACUGGAUGAUGUCAUUGAAGAGGACCACUUUAAUUUUGUUAUAUUUAGCACUUCAGUCUCUCUGUGGAAGACAUCCUUGGUUAAAGCCACCCCAGAGACGUUGAAGGAAGCGAAGGAAUAUGUUGCAAGUCUUGAAGCACAAUCAUUUACCAACAUAAAUGAUGCUGUACUGAAAGCAGUGGAGCUUCUAGAACAAGCUUAUGAAGCAAAGGAAGUGCCAGAGAAAAGUGCAUCCAUCAUAAUAUUUCUGACAGAUGGUGAUCCAACAUCUGGAGAAACAAAUACUGAAAAAAUCCAAGAAAAUGUCAGAAAUGUUGUACAAGGAAAAUACAGUCUCUACAGCUUGGGGUUUGGCAAUGACUUAGAUUAUAACUUCCUGGAAAAAUUGUCACUGGAAAAUAAAGGCAUAGCUCGUCGUAUAUAUGAAAGUUCAGAUGCAGCCUUGCAGCUUCAGGGCUUUUAUAGUGAAGUUGCAAACCCUUUACUCUUAGAUGUUGACAUCCAGUACCCUGAAGACUCCAUUUCUGAUCUGACAGAGACCAAUUUCAAGCACUACUAUAAGGGAGGAGAAGUUGUUGUUGCUGGUCGAAUUUCAGACAGUGACCUCCAAAAACUUACUGCUAACAUCAAAGCUCAAGGGGCUGCUGGUGACAUAACUUUACAGCAAGAGGCCACUCUUGGAGAGCUAGAAGAAGCCCUCAAAAAGCAACAAUACAUUUUUGGGAAUUAUACUGAAAGACUCUGGGCUUACCUUACAAUCAAGCAAUUACUGCAGCAACGUAUUUCAGCAAAGGGAGAUCUGAAGGCCAAUCUUACAGCUCAGGCUCUUGAAAUGUCCCUGAAGUACAACUUUGUGACACCCCUAACCUCCAUGGUGGUCACCAAGCCGGAAGAUAAGCAAGAUAACAGCACUUUGGUGGCUGAUAAACCUAUAGAAGGUGAAAGAUACAGACAGACCUAUGGUCAUCCUGCUCCAGUACCAGCAGCAGGAACACACCAUUCGUAUAACAUGGUGGCUGCUCAACUACCACCAGCAGCAUACCCUACGUAUCACACGGCAUAUGUUGACAGUGAUCCUCAUUUUGUCAUUGAAGUUCCAAGUCGAAAUGAUAUAAUUUGCUUCAAUAUUAAUGAGAAGCCUGGAGUGAUCCUGAAUCUUGUAAGGGAUCCUGCAACAGGAGUUACAGUUAAUGGACAGAUUAUUGGGAAUAAGAAGGCGGCUGGCAAGGCUGAGACUUCCAAUACUUAUUUCGGAAAGUUUGGAAUUAUACAUAAGCCACUGGGCAUGAAGAUUGAGGUCACUCCUGAAGUAAUCGCAGUCCACAGUGGAGAAACUAAGACUGUGUUCUCUUGGAUGGACACUGCAUCCUUACAGCAUGAAAGCCUGAAGCUUGUGAUUACAAAGGAGACGAGUCUGUCAGUUACUUUUGGGGAUGGUGCUACAAUUGUCAUUCUUUUACAUCGAGUCUGGAAGAAACACCCCCUCCAUCAGGACUUCCUGGGACUAUAUACUCUAGAUGAACGUCGAUUUUCUACUCAGACUCAUGGUCUUCUGGGCCAGUUUUUUCAUGAUCUGGACUUUGAGGUUUAUGAUAUCCAUCCUGGAUCUGACCCUGGAAAAUCAGAUGCUACAAUGAUUGUCAAAGGCAACAAACUCACGGUUACCAGGGGCAAGCAGAUUGACUACAGAACGGAUUUGAAACAUGGCACCUUUGUUCCCUGCUGGUUUAUCCAUAAUAAUGGAAAAGGACUGAUUAAUGGAGUUUCUUCUGACUAUGUGGUGUCUACCUUAUUUGAUACAAUGUGAAAUAUUUGCUACACAGAUCUCUUUUGCGCUAUUCUUUUUUCUGUAUAAUACAGUUGAGUUGGCAAUAUUCAGCAUACAUCUUAACGUGUCAGUAGCAUAUGUUGUCAUAACUGCUAAUAAAUAAAACACGUUUUAAACAA